Micromonas commoda is the source of this 744-nucleotide messenger RNA. RefSeq lists its product with no specific name. NCBI's taxonomy places the organism in Eukaryota, Viridiplantae, Chlorophyta, Mamiellophyceae, Mamiellales, Mamiellaceae. Bases 1 to 744 code for a protein of 247 amino acids. The transcript has a single exon. The record is from RefSeq and is a predicted model, not a curated record.
AUGCCCGGCCCGAGGGCUCGGUACCACCUGGAGAGGAUCCGCGAGUCGGUGUGGGACGUCGUGGCGAACGGCGCCCUCAAGAUCACGUACGGAGAGCUCAAGAAGGGGCUGGACGAGAACAAGGACGUGAGCUGGGUGAGUCCCACCGCGCCCGAUCCCGGUUCCCAAAACGUACCGCCGCGCGACCCAAAUCCGACCUCGGCUGAUCGAUCCCACCAACCCCCGAACGACGCGCAGGAACGCACGGGCCUCGACGGCGCGAAAGUUCGCCGCGCGGUAACCCUGGAGUGCCAGGCGGCCGGCGCUGGGACCUUCGUCGAUUUCGACGAGUUCCACGAGCUGGCGUGCCGCAGAGGCGGCCCGGGCGACGACGGCUUCGUCGAUCCCGUCCUGGCGACGCAGAUGUACAUGGAGACGCACAAGCUGGUGCCGCUGCUGGAGUCCAUGACCGCGGCGGUGAUGACGGCCAAGCCGGACGAUCCGGCGAAGUUUUUGGAGCAAAAGCUGAGGGACCACCACUUCAGGGGCGCGCCGGUGUUGGGCUACGACGAGAAGGACCUGGACGCGGUGUUUACGCAGUUCGACAUCGUGCGGUCGGGAGCGAUCACCCAGGAACAGUGCGACAAGGCGAUCAUCGCGAUGACGGGUCACAAGGCGAAACCCCGGACGGACCCGGGCGCGCCGGUGACCAAGGCGGAGUUCAUGCGGCUCGCCAGGGAGGCGCUGGACGAGUACACCGCUUGA